This is a messenger RNA of Chaetomium strumarium, 3892 nucleotides long. Its product is annotated as mitochondrial protein Pet127-domain-containing protein. Lineage: Eukaryota; Fungi; Ascomycota; Sordariomycetes; Sordariales; Chaetomiaceae. Bases 98 to 3586 code for a protein of 1162 amino acids. The transcript has a single exon. The record is from RefSeq and is a predicted model, not a curated record. Gene Ontology annotation, cellular component: mitochondrial envelope; mitochondrion. Gene Ontology annotation, biological process: mitochondrial RNA 5'-end processing.
GAGAACUUCGCCGUCGCAUUCUGAGACGACAGGUUGGCCUUUGACCCUCGCUCUCGCCCUUGACCCCGACACAUGAUCGCGGUCGAGUGCAACUGCCAUGUUGCAAUUGAGCAGAGCAGGACGCAGCGCACUGACUUCUCGGUUCAUUUGCACGUCAUGUCGCGCGCUGCUUGCCCGCGGGGCCCCCAGGCUUCCGGGCGCCGUCGCAAGGCUCUGUGCAGCACGCCACUACUACUCUACUGAGCAGCCGAAGCAGGAGCAGAAGACGGGGGAAUCCGACACGAAACCGAAAGGGAAACGCGGCGAAAAAUCCGAGAAGAAGCCCCGGAGCAAACCAAACAAAUCCGCCGCGUCAGAGCAAACGCAGAAGGAUCCUUCGCAAAGCGUGAAGAAGCGAACGGCCCGAGGCCGCCUCCGGAGGGCCAAGGCCAACACGCCGUCACCGGAACCCCACUUGUGGCGGAAAACGCUUAGCAUAUUAAUGGAUAUACAAGCCGACCAAAAGGCAUCAUUACGUUCGAAGGCCAACCAUGACUCCGAAGAACUGCAGGAGGCUGAUCAGAAGUCCGGGUCCGAAAAGGCAGGGUCCGGAAAGGCAAAGCGGCGUGCAUCUUCAAAGAAGACCGACGAGAAGUCGCUCGGUGAUACAAAACUUCUCGAGGACACCCUUGCCGCCCUGAAGGAAGUUCUCCAUCAAGAAUUGGAAGAGACUGCCCCUCGGCCAGAUCCUGCGUCGGGUAAGAAGCGUCCGGUGUCUCCCGCAUCAAAAGCAAAGGAAGAGAAGGGAAAGAGAGCAUCGACAGACUCGGCGGCGGACGAGAAGCCGGCUGAAAAGCUGGUUGAGAAACUGGCAGGGAAGCCGGCCAAGGCCAAGCCCAGCCCGUUGUCACUACCCUCAAAACCGCUUGGUGCACUUGUCCCGUCGUCCAAGAAGGCGCGGCGCAACUUCACCAUUGGCCGCAUCGACGUGUCCAAGAUCGAACUGGCCCCCGUUGAGAAGCCACAACCGCCGGUGCCUAGACUAGCCUAUGGCCUGGAUCGCGUGCUCUUCAACCCCGGGGUCUACCAUCUGCAGGAUCCCCGGUCGCGCGUCUUCAACUUUGAUCCCUACCUCGCCCGCAUCAUGCCUAUCGAGCAGUUCGACUACAAUGCGCUCAAGCGCUACAUCACGUCCUCCAAAGACAACACCCUUAUCGGAACAGCAGCUGGGCACGGAAAGAAGUACACGGGCUCGACCUCGAGCAUGACGUCCACCUUGUCCCACUUUCACUACCUUCUCUCGGCAUGGCGUCCCAUCAACCCCGCCAUGAUGUCCCGAAGCUUCGAGGUCGAUUCGCACAGCUUCACCCGCAUAAUGCGUGCGCCCGCCGCCACUUUCCUCCAUUGGAAAGACGGCACCUACGCCAUCGACGCUGACAAGGAAUUCGACACGGCAAACGUGCUCAGCAUGCUGGGCAAGUCCAUGGAGAAAUUCUUCACCCUGCCCAAGGAGGAAUUCGAAAAGUACCGGAGGUCGAACUCGGACCAGCUGACGGAGGAGGAGCGGAACGGCCCCGAGUCGUACCACUAUACCACCUUGGGGGAUUUCAUGAUGCGGUCACAGCUCGACGCGUACGAUCCCAGGCUGCCGGGGACCGGCAUGUUCGACCUCAAGACCAGGGCCGUUAUCUCGAUCCGUAUGGACGCCAGAGAUGUGAUGAAGGGCGUCGGUUACGAGAUCCGCGACCGCUUUGGACAGUGGGAGUCGUACGAGCGCGAGUACUAUGACAUGAUCCGGUCUGCUUUCCUCAAGUACUCACUGCAAGUCCGCAUGGGCCGCAUGGAUGGCAUCUUCGUCGCCUACCACAACACCAGGCGCGUUUUCGGCUUCCAGUACAUCCCCUUGCAAGAGAUGGACCUUUCCAUCCACGGCCAGGCCGACACGACCCUCGGCGACCGCGAGUUCAAGCUAAGCGUCUACCUGCUCAACAAAGUUUUGGAUAAGGUGACGGCAAAGUAUCCCGGGCGAUCGCUGCGUCUUCACCUUGAGACCAGAGGAGACGACACCCCGUUCAUGUACAUCUUCGCCAAGCCCGUCACGCCGGUGGAGAUCGACCAAAUCCAAGGCGCCACGCAGGCGAAGAUUGAGGAGUUUGAGCGCCACAUGAUGGGCAUCGCUCGCGAGAAGGACCGUGCACUGGAAGAGGACGAAGAUGGAGAGGAGGGUGUUGACGAGUUUGAUGAUGAGGAUGUCGACGAUACCGAAGGCGAGGACCUAACCAGCUUGGCCGUUUGGGAAGACGUGAUGGACAAAGUUGAAGAUGAACUCGAGGACGAGGAGCACGGCGUGACGUUUGUCCGGGAAGCGAUCGAGGAUGCUCUCCAGGAGAGCGGACUUCUACGGAUGACGGCUCCGGACGAGACUCAGCGCUACGUCGAUGCUUUCCUCGAAGCGUUGACAAGUAACGGCCAGGCCGCCGCAACGAGACCGGAAUCUUCGGAUGCAGUUCAGGGCCCGACCGAGAAGCCAUCUGAGGCCGAGUCACCGAUCGAGCCAAGCGAGGGCUUGUCCGACACCGACAGGACGCCUGGCAACGUCCCCGCAACGACGCCUGACGUCAAAGAUACGACCGAGGAAGCUUGGGACAACGCUCAGCCGCCUGCGACUGGCGACUCGCCUUCUGAAGAGCCGACGCUGAAAGACCUGAUAGUCAAGCUCGCUGCUCAGAUCCGUUCGAUCCCGAGCGGGAAACGCUCUGUCGGCGAGCAAGAAAUCGAGGACGAUGUGCCGACAUAUACCUCGAAGCUUCGGAAGAUCGAGAGGCUUCUCUCGGAGCUCACGGAUCUUCCCCAGGGAGAGAAGGAAACUGAGGAAGGUGAAGAAACCGGGGCAACCGAGAGAGGUUCCAUAUCCAUCGAACCCGAGGAGCCUACGGAGCUUGCGGAGCACGCAAAGCAGGGCGAGGAGAAGGUGGAACACGCCGCGGAAACGGGAGAGACGCCGUCCACACCAUUAGAAGGGUCCACUCCUGCAGAGCCGGCCGCGGCCACUUCCUCGUCCAGCGCUGCUGACGAGAGCGCUGUCGCCAAUGGCUUUGUGGAAGAGGUUCACGAGGACACCGAACUGUACGGCCUGAUCCUCACGGUGCGGAACAAGGUCGACGGGCAGUACGUGGAGCGCCCGGACAAGCUGAAGCGCAAGCAACGUUGGACCGUUGAGUACGCCUUUGAGGAGAUGAAACCGGACCGCGCCCGGAACUUGUACAAGGCCGUCCUCAAUCGCCGCAAGAAGCUGCUGUACCCCGAUGACAGCGGAGAGGGAGAGAGCGACAAAUGGGCCUCCAUGUUCCAGGGCCGGCUGAAGCGGUACAGCAUGCGGGGACGAAGUUUCCGCCGCAGGGAGGAGAAGCGCAUGCGCGAGAGGCCGGUCUACAUCUACGGUUCCGACAAGCCGUACACCUGGGAUUCCGUGUUUGACAACGGCGAGGAGAACGGCGUGAAACCGUAUACCGAGUGGCAGCCCCCGAGUGAGGAGGGGGAGGAGGAGGAGGGCGAAGCGUCAGGCCACAACGAUUCUGAGACUCCGGAGAAGCGAGAAGAGCAAUAGAAGUAAGAGUGAAGCGUGAGGGGACAUAAACCUGCGUCUCGUUUGGUAUAUUGAGCAGAGGUGCAAGGGGAUGUAUGUAAAUCUAGUACGGGUUGGUUUCCUUUCUUGGAUGUCCGAUAGAGAUCUGUCUUGUACUAUUGCUUGUACUACUACUGUAUCAUAGAUAUACCGCGCCGUUCUUCGCUUAUUAGGUGGCAUGACCGUCUUGGACUGGGACCUCGGACGUGCCAUGCUGAGACUUCCGCAAUACUUAAGGAAUAUUGCGAUCGGUCGAUGACGGUGAAUCUACCGUAAUAUUUCACUACU